Python bivittatus (Burmese python) is the source of this 2184-nucleotide messenger RNA. RefSeq names its product transient receptor potential cation channel subfamily V member 6-like. Gene Ontology annotation, biological process: calcium ion import across plasma membrane. Gene Ontology annotation, cellular component: plasma membrane. Lineage: Eukaryota; Metazoa; Chordata; Lepidosauria; Squamata; Pythonidae. The record is from RefSeq and is a predicted model, not a curated record. Gene Ontology annotation, molecular function: protein binding; calcium channel activity.
AUGGGGAUGCUGCCGCCCGGGGACCGCGGCUUUUUCCCGGGGCUCUGGGCUACGCUCCUUCGCAGAUUGCGCGGCGAGAAAUCCUGGGCCAGAAAACUUGACGAAACCAACCUGUUGCAGCAGAAGAGGAUCUGUGAAUCUCCCCUCCUCCUAGCUGCAAAAGAAAAUGAUGCCUCAGCCAUCCGGAAGCUGGUAGCUAGCCAUACCUGUGAUCUUCAUGAACGAGGUGCUGUUGGGGAGACAGCUCUUCAUGUAGCUGCAUUAUACAAUAACUUAGAAGCUGCUCAGCUCCUGAUCAGUGCAGCUCCAGAACUUGUGAAUGAACCUGUGACCUCUGAGCUGUAUGCUGGGGAGACAGCUCUUCACAUAGCUGUGAUAAACAAAAACCUGGACUUGGUGAAAGCUUUGCUUGAGAAGGGAGCAGAUAUAAAUGGACCACGUGCCACUGGAUACGUUUUCAGGCGAAGAAGUGACAGUCUUUUCUAUUUUGGGGAACACAUUUUGUCUUUUGCAGCAUGUGCUGGGAAUGAAGCAAUCGUGCAGUUGCUAAUUGAACAUGGUGCUAACAUUCAAGUGCAGGAUUCCCUCGGUAAUUCAGUCUUCCACAUCUUAGCCCUCCAGCCUAACAAGGUAUCUGCAUGUCAAAUAUACGAUCUCCUCCUUUGUUAUGGCAAGAAAGAGAAGGGUUUGGGUGACCUGGAUGCAGUCCUCAACUAUGAGGGACUCACCCCAUUUAAACUGGCUGGGGUGGAGGGCAACACCUUGAUGUUCCAGCACCUAAUGCAAAGAAAAAAACACAUCCUAUGGACUUUGGGGCCUUUGACGUCAACCUUGUAUGACCUUACAGAAAUUGAUUCAUGGGGUGAUGAUCAAUCUCUCCUGGAACUUAUUGUCACCACAAAAAAGAGAGAGGCCCGAAGGAUCCUCGACCUUACUCCUGUGAAUGAGCUGGUAAGCCUGAAGUGGAAUAAAUAUGGACGGCCAUAUUUCUGCAUUCUGGCCUUAUUCUACGUCCUGUACAUGAUUUGCUUCACAAUGUGUUGUGUCUACCGGCCACUGAAAGAGCGGAGCUGCAACAGAACAAAUGAAAGGGAUAACACAAUCUAUGUUCAGAAACUUUUGCAGGAGUCUUAUAUUACUCCUGAAGACAACCACAGACUUGUCGGUGAGUUGAUCACUGUUGUUGGAGCCAUAGUGAUAUUGAUACUGGAGAUUCCAGAUAUCUUCAGAUUUGGAGUUACCAAGUACUUUGGGCAAACUAUCCUGGGAGGACCUUUCCAUGCCAUCAUCAUUCUGUAUGCCUGUAUGAUCCUGCUGACCAUGGUGAUGCGACUCACUAGCACCAAUGGAGAAGUUGUACCCAUGUCUCUUGCUCUGGUGCUUGGCUGGUGCAACAUUAUGUACUUUGCGCGAGGAUUUCAGAUGCUCGGGCCCUUUACCAUCAUGAUACAAAAAAUGAUAUUUGGAGACCUCCUCCGUUUCUGCUGGCUCAUGGUGGUGGUCAUCCUCGGCUUUGCAUCUGCAUUUUACAUCAUCUUCCAAACAGAAGACCCAGAUAAAUUGGGCCAUUUUUAUAGCUAUCCCAUGGCACUCUACAGCACAUUUCAGCUGUUCCUCACCAUCAUUGACGGACCUGCCAACUAUGAGGUGGACUUGCCUUUUAUGUAUGGCAUCACCUAUUCUGCUUUUGCGGUCAUUGCCGCCCUUCUUAUGCUCAACCUCCUUAUUGCCAUGAUGGGGGAUACCCACUGGCGUGUGGCCCAUGAGCGGGAUGAACUGUGGAGAGCCCAGGUUGUUUCCACUACCAUAAUGCUAGAGCGCAAACUCCCACAGUGCCUCUGGCCUCGUUUAGGGAUCUGUGGAAAGGAAUAUGGGCUAGGUGACCAGAGAUAUCUGAGGAUUGAAGAUCGUUGUGAAAUAAGGCAGACAUGUAUUAAAACAAAUGGCCCUUACCGAAGAGAUGCCUUUGAGAAGUACCUGCAGAGGAAACAGACACAGGAUGUAGCGGCUGAUGGAAAAGUUGGUCGACCAAUUUUAUCAAAAGAGGAGAAGGAUAUCAGUCCUCCUUCAAACACAGUGAACGCUAAUGGUCAUUGGGACAUCUUACGGCAGAGUAUGCUGAUCCAGAAGAAGGGAUACACCAAUCAUGCCAUGGAAGAGGAGGAGGAGGUCUAUCAUGUGUGA